AUGGGGCUCCAGGCCAGGCAGGUCUGCUCCCUGCCCCUCCUGCUGCAGGCCCUGUCUAAGGUGGCUGAGAACUCGGACUUCCAACUGGCUGGGGAUUACUUCCUGGGUGGCCUCUUCACUCUUGCCAACAGGAAGGGCUUCAUCCACCACAACUACCUGCAGGUGCCCAAGUGCAGGGAGUGCCUCUCCAGUGCUCAGUACGUGUUCCUGGAUGCUUCCGAGUCCCGGGCCAUUGAUCCCAUCUUGCACAAACUCACCGCUGGGGCUCCCACCUGGAGGGUGACCAUCCCAGGCUUCAGUGAGUUCUGCGUGUGCCCUGCCCAGGCUGGGCUGCCUGCACCCAGCAGGGCCAGCCCGCAGCCCACCUGCAACCAGGAGGGUGACCCCAGCCUGGACACCACUGAGUCCUUCAACACCAUUCGUGUGGUCUGCAUCGUUCACUUGGCCAUCUAUGCCGUGGCCCACGCCCUGCACAGCUUCCUCAGCUGCAGCAAGACCACCUGCUCCAAGGGGGUGGUCUCCUUCCUGCAGUUAACGGAUCCCUGUUUCCCUUCUCUCUGGCCCUUCCAGCUACUUUGGGACAUCUGGAAGGCCAAGGUCACCCUCCUAGGUCACCAGAUCUUCUUCAACCAGCCAGGGGACCUGCCAAUGGGCCUGGAGAUCAUCCAGUUGCAAUGGGACCUAACCCAGAACCCUUUCUGGAGCAUUGCCGUCCACCACCCCUCACACCAGCAGCUGAAGGCCAUCUGCCCCACCUGGCCAUCCCUCAGAGGGCCCUGCUUCAAGCAGCGGCCAGCCUUCCUCAAAUGGUGUGAGACACCCACCAUCCUUGUGGUCAUGCUGGCUGCCUGGGUGACUGUCAUCCUGGCUGUCUCCUGGAGGCAUGUCCAGACACUCAUGGUUUGUUCGGCCGGGGACCCCACAUGCUUCCUGAUACUAACACUGCUGCUGGUGGCCUAUCUGGCAGUGCCCAUGUACGUGGGGCAGCCCAGGUCCUCACCUACUCUGCACCAAGCCCUCUUCACUCUCUGCUUCACCAUCUGUGUCGCCUGCAUCACCUUGUUAUCAUUCCAGGUCGUCUACAUCUUCAUGCUAUUAGGUCUGCUACCACGGGCCUAUGUCUUCAUGGCACUCAUCACAGCACUCAAAGUGGUCAUUGUGGUGGGCAACGUGCUGGCCAUGACCUUGUCCCCACCCCACACCGACCCUGAUGACCCCAAGGUUAUGAUUCCCAUCCCAGCUACCGCAGCAAGGCUGCUGUUCAACACCAUCCAGGACCUGACCCUCUGGUUGGUGGGCUUCAGCUUCAUCAAGGAGCUGCCCACCAACCACAAGGAGGCCAAGCCCAUCACCCUCAGUGUGACCUUCUACUUCAUCACCUCCAUCUCCCUCUGCACCUUUGUGUCUAUCUAUCAGGGAGUGCCGGUCACCCUCCUGGACUUCUCAGUCACAGCGUUCAACCUCCUGGCCGUCAGCCUGGGACUUCAGCCCAAGCGCUACGUGAGCCUCUUCUCCCCAGAGCGCAACAUGCGCUACUUCAAUGACGUGGUCCAGGGCUACGCCAUGACGAGGGAGUCGGAGCUCUUCAGUGCCGAGGCCUCCAAACUGCUGCCCAGAGAGGCUGAGUGA
Choloepus didactylus (southern two-toed sloth) is the source of this 1629-nucleotide messenger RNA. RefSeq names its product taste 1 receptor member 2 (gene TAS1R2). NCBI's taxonomy places the organism in Eukaryota, Metazoa, Chordata, Mammalia, Pilosa, Megalonychidae. The record is from RefSeq and is a predicted model, not a curated record. Gene Ontology annotation, molecular function: sweet taste receptor activity; G protein-coupled receptor activity. Gene Ontology annotation, cellular component: sweet taste receptor complex; membrane. Gene Ontology annotation, biological process: sensory perception of sweet taste; G protein-coupled receptor signaling pathway.